GACCCCCCCCCCCCCCCACCCUCUUCAUCAUGGUUUCUUGUCACAUUCGUCGUACACAGCUGUCUUGGAAUGAUCUGGGCAACGUGGUAGUUUUAAGGCGUCUCUAAACAACAUAUGCAGUCGUUUUUGCAGCGCGGUGUUUAAUUUCCACGGAACGAAAGCCAUAUUGUUCCUCCUGAAUCUAAAGUUAAAGUGAGCACAACAUGGCAUAUCGCUUCCUCAAGUAUGCAGCGCUUCUUCAGAAGUACAGAACUCCGCUGCUCGUAACAAGCUGCGGUGGCGUCUUUGCAGCCAACAUGUUCUACCACGUCUUCCCUGACGCGUCGUACCAGCUCUACCAGGCCUGGUACAAAGGAGAGCCGGUCACCCUGUCUGACAAGCUAGAGGACCUUUUCCAACAGGUGCUAAAGGACUACAGUGUCGACUCAUCCAAGAACUUCUCUGCCUUCGCCUGCUUUGGUUUCCACCCAGUCAGCGCUGGUGUCCCAUGGCUCCCUGCAGGGGCUCAAAUUGGCAUCCCGGCGAACUUUAACAGCACGACUGCUGACCACGGUGGCAUCACGAACCGGACUAUUUUCAUCGAUGGUAAAACAGUGGAGUGGGACACUGAGAGGGGCAUGGCUCUCAAGGAGUCACUGGUGUUCUCCCUCCAAGCACAGAAAUUUUCCAUAGCGCGGGAAGUGGCGCGUUUGCAGUCGGGCACACCCAUUGUGAGUGCUGCAGUUGCCCCCUUGUGCCUGGCUGGGGUUUGGGUGUACAGCGUGGUCCUGAAGCAGGUGUUCAGCCUCCACGCCGGGCCCGCUUUGCUGCGUGGAGCCGUGAACCUUGUGGCGCUGGGGCUUGGCGCCGUGUCCUACUUCCUCACUUCGGACGCCGUUACCCAGUGGUCCGAUUACAGCUCGGACCGACGGGCCGCUCGGGUGUCCCGUGACUACGCCAGGGGCGGGUUAGAGUUUUACGACAAGAUUCUGUCUAGAAACAAGACACUGCGCUCACUCAUGGGACAGAAAGGAGAGGAGAUGUAUGCGCCCAGUGGGAACUUGUUUCCCGCCAACAUCCUUCAGCUGAAGCAUACACCGUACACCUCGAGGAGGGAGGGCAUCCUCAUUCUGAUGAAAAAGGACAAGAUAUAAAUUUAAUACUACAUUGUGUUGGGAGCACACAUUUUCACAGUAAUGUACAGUUCAUAUACUGAAUAUUAUAAACGGUUAUGGAAA
Messenger RNA from Phyllopteryx taeniolatus (common seadragon), 1217 nucleotides. RefSeq names its product transmembrane protein 177 (gene tmem177). The record is from RefSeq and is a predicted model, not a curated record. Lineage: Eukaryota; Metazoa; Chordata; Actinopteri; Syngnathiformes; Syngnathidae.